AUGAAGUGGGACUUCGCGAUCAACGUGCUGGUCGUCUCGCGUAUAGCUGUGGCGCAGCAGAUCUACGAUGUGUGGCAGACGAAGUGGGACCGAACGUCGCUACUCUCCUCAGUCGGCAGCGCCAAUCCCGUGAACUUUACCGCUGCGGGAGGCGCGAAGUCGGCCGACAUCGUCGUCCACGACAACCAGGUCUACCAGCCCAUCUAUGGCUUCGGCGGUUCGCUCACUGAUUCUGCGGCGCUCACCCUCAACAACCUCAAGAACAGGAAUAGCAACAACUACUGGAACCUUCUCCGUUACCUUUUCGACCCUGCUGACGGCGCGAACGCGGCGGGGUUGAGUUAUGUCAGAGUGCCCUUGGGCGCCUCGGAUUUCUCUGCCGGCCUCUAUAGCUUUGAUGACGUGAACGGCGAUACAUCCUUCACCAACUUCAACAUCAACCGCGCGCCCUCCUAUCUUUUCUCUGUCCUCCGCGAUAUCCAGUCCGUCAACCGCUACCUCAAGGUCCACGUCGUCCCCUGGUCACCGCCCGGCUGGAUGAAGAACACCGGCACGAUGAACGGCGGCUCCCUCAAGGCCCAAUACCUCACCCCGUACGCCACGUAUCUCCUCAAGUGCCUGCAGGGUUUCAAGAGCCAGGGAAUCAACCUCCAUGCGAUCUCCAUUCAGAACGAGCCGCAGAAUAGCAACCCGACGUAUCCGACGGCGGUGUUCACGCCGGCGCAGGAGGCGCAAGUGGGCAAUGCGCUGAGGGCGUUGAUGAAUAACAAUGGCUUUGGGGGUGUCAAGCUUGUCGGUUACGAGCACAAUUGGGACACCGCGGCGGCGUACCCCGUCACCCUCAUCAAUGAUGCGCCGAACGCGUUCGCGGGAGUCGCUUUCCAUUGUUAUGCGGGGAACGUAGGCCAGAUGGACAGCUUCCACAAUGCCCACCCUAACAAGGAGAUAUACUUCACUGAAUGCGCUGGACUGGUCGGCAGCGACUGGUGGAGCGACAUCAAGUGGUACACGGACAACAUCUUCAUCGGCGGCGUCAACCACAACGCAGCCACAGGCCUAAUGUGGAACAUCGCCCUCGACGGCAACGGCAACCCCAAGCUUCCAAACACCAACAGCUGCGGUGGACCCGGCUGCCGCGCCAUCGCGCAGGUCAACUCAGAUGGAUCGUGGAGUGUCAACCAGGAAUUCUAUGCCAUGGCCCACGUCUCGAAGGCGACGAUCCCAAAGGACGUUGGCGGCCCUAUGGGGCGCCGUAUCGGGACAACCGUCAGCGGCAGCCUCGGCUGGGGCCUUGUCACCACCGGCUUCGUUACCGAGCGCGUCAACAAGGCGGACUGGCAGCGCUACUCGCUAGUUGUCUUGAACUACGCCGAUAAUACGAACGGCGCCUGGAACCCUCAGCCGAUACAGACGACGAUCAAGUUCCGCGGCAAGCAGGCGACCUACACGUUCCCCGUGGGCGUCACGACACUCUGGUGGUAUGCUGCGAACCCGUCGGCCAAGGACGCGGCCGGCACUGAGGGUCUCAACGCGACUACAAUUCAUGGAUUCAACGCGACCGCAGUCGAUGGGAUGAACGCGGGUAAUGAGACCGUACCCACCAACGAAACGGUCAGCGUGAGCGCUAUCGAAGCGUCUAGGCGGCGAGAGGAGCCGUUCGUGUACAGGCUACCGCGGCAGACCUUUGCACCUGCGCAGUGA
Messenger RNA from Schizophyllum commune H4-8, 1701 nucleotides. RefSeq names its product glycoside hydrolase family 30 protein. The transcript is spliced from 14 exons. The record is from RefSeq and is a predicted model, not a curated record. Lineage: Eukaryota; Fungi; Basidiomycota; Agaricomycetes; Agaricales; Schizophyllaceae. Gene Ontology annotation, molecular function: glucosylceramidase activity. Gene Ontology annotation, biological process: glucosylceramide catabolic process. Bases 1 to 1701 code for a protein of 566 amino acids.